Molecule: messenger RNA, 2312 nt
Organism: Drosophila elegans
Lineage: Eukaryota; Metazoa; Arthropoda; Insecta; Diptera; Drosophilidae
Product: ethanolaminephosphotransferase 1
Exons: 8
Coding region: 494-1741 (415 amino acids)
Biological process (GO): phosphatidylethanolamine biosynthetic process
Cellular component (GO): Golgi apparatus; endoplasmic reticulum membrane
Molecular function (GO): ethanolaminephosphotransferase activity
Source: RefSeq, a predicted model, not a curated record
UCCGCAGUUCCCAUUCAGACGCCGGUCUGUCCGGAAUAUAUAUUCCGACUUCUUUAGCUAAUUCAUACGUCUGCGCCGUCGUCUCCGUCCGGUUCUUCUUCUUUGCCAGUUAUUCGAGUGCAAGAGUAACUGUUGUUUGCGUGCUUUGCGUGCAAGAGAGCGGACAAAACGAUUAUUUAAUUUACCCGCAUUCCGCUUUUUUUAAGCGGCGGGCCGCGUGUGAACGAAUCCGAAAAUCAUAUAUACAUAUAUCUGUCUGUGUGUAGAUCUGCAGAAUGUUAUACAAUAUGCCGGAGUAACCAUCUGACCCAAAACAAAGGUCAAGCCGAUACGCGCUAAUCUAACUUCCGAUCCAAGUGCAAACUCCUCACCAUUUUACUUGCUGUCCCCCCCCUCUCUCUCUCUCUCUCUGUUAUCACUGUUUUUGUUGCUGUACUACUAGCUGGUGGAACAGUGAAAACAUAUUAGAAAAGUACAAAAUUCAAAUUACAAAAUGGGUUGCAUGCGCUACUUGUCGGAGGCUCAUUUGAGGGGCUUCGAGCGUUACAAGUACAACAGCAUUGACACGAGUUUUCUUAGUGUCUAUGUGAUGCACCCUUUCUGGAACUACUGUGUAAAGUUUAUUCCCAAAUGGCUGGCGCCCAAUGUUCUGACCUUCGUGGGCUUUCUCAUGACUGUCGUCAACUUUAUAUUGAUAGCUCAUUAUGACUGGGGCUUUACAGCUGCCAAUUCAGAGACGGGCAACACAGUGCCCGCCUGGGUUUGGACAGUGGCGGCCAUAAAUAUACUUAUUUACUAUAACUUGGAUGGCAUGGAUGGCAAGCAGGCUCGCAGGACUGGAACGAGUGGACCUCUGGGGGAGCUAUUCGAUCAUGGAUUGGACUCCUAUUCCGCUGCCCUGAUACCCAUUUACCUAUUCUCCCUUUUCGGCACAAAUGAUUUGCCACCGAUUCGCAUGUUCUUUGUGAUCUGGAACGUAUUUCUCAAUUUCUAUUUGACGCAUGUGGAGAAAUACAACACGGGAGUUAUGUUUUUGCCCUGGGGCUACGACUUCACCAUGUGGGGUGUUAGUGGCAUGCUGUUUGUGGCAACUGUCUUUGGACCUGAGAUGUAUCGCUUUAGCAUGUAUGGUUUUACUGUGGCCAAUAUGUUUGAAGUAGUUCUUAUUGGUUCCGGCAUGGUCAGCAGUCACCCUAUUAUAGCUAGAAAUAUCUACCUUUCCUAUAAAAACAAGACGGGAAAAAUGCGACCUAUUUGGGAAAUGCUGCGUCCCUUCUUUGCGUUCUUGUGGCUUUUUGUGAUCACUCUAAUCUGGUCGUUCUUUUCUCGCAAUAAUGUUAUCAAUCUGGAACCACGUAUUUUAUGGAUACUCUAUGGCACAAUAUUCUCAAACAUUGCCUGCCGCCUGAUUGUGGCCCAAAUGUCGGACACGCGUUGCGAUGCCUUCAAUGUGCUCAUGUGGCCAUUGGCCGCCACCGUGGGUGUCUGCUGUUUUCCCUAUUACCAGCAGGUUUUCGACACGGAUCUCUCGCCAGAUGUUGAACGAUGGAUUGUCCAGGGUCUCACAAUCUUCUCAACAUUAGCCCACUGGCAUUACGGCUACGGUGUGGUCUCUGAGAUGUGCGACCACUUCCACAUUCGCUGCUUCAAAGUAAGAAAAUCUAGCAGCCAACCUGGUUCAGAUUUAACUCAACAACUUCUACAAAAUGAUAAUAACAUCAAAACGUUGAAAAGCCAUUGAAACUAAAUCGCCCACUAACCAAAAUCACAUCAAUCAAAAAACGGGGACAACCAAAAUCAACCAUCUUGUGAUAUAUAGUUAAUAUAUACAUAUAUAUAAAUGGGUUCCAAAACAUUUAGCCCUCGCCUAAAUUCUAGGUUCUAAGUGGUCCAUACUCAAAUCAAAACACUAAACCGAUACUCGCCCCACGCGGUUUCUAAUGUGGUAAAGUCCAUAUGAAGAUAUUAUGUAAUCAAAAACCUAAUCGUAGGCUAAGAACCUAAUCGUACUUAACUGUAGGAUUUAACUAAGUUAAGUGCAUGCCAUGAGCGAACUUCGUAGCAAAUUUAACGAGCAUGUUGAUAUAUAUGUAUAGCAGCGCUAACUGCAUGAUCCGAUAAGUAUUAUGUGCCUGAAGACAGCUACUAAAUGUAGUUGUAUAACUAUGAUAAUGCAAAGGCUAUGUUGACUGUACCGCCCAUCGUAUUGUAAUUUUCUGUAGAUCACGAAACCGACUGUCGCCGCUGAGCAGGAGCUGCAGGAAGUUGUUGAAGACGCCAAGCCCGCGGAAAACGUUGAAGAAGUCUAGAAC